AGGACUAAUUAUCUUGUCAGUUAAAACCUCCGAGUUAUCUAAUUAACAUGGAAUAUUAUUUUUCAAUUGUCUUUUUUGCCAUUAUUGUCUCCACCGUAAGUCAGGAGAAACCUGAAUGCAAAUCAGAUUGUGAGAUCGAACUUCCGUUCAUGGUAAAAACAUGUGCUUCUGUUUGUUAUGCUUCUCCUGAAGACACUUCCUGUAUUUGUACCCAGGAAGGCGGGAGUUCUGCUGAGUGUAUCACUCCUAAGGGCGAACCAUGCCCGGAUGUUGAAGACCCUAAAGAUUUAACAAGUCAAACGGGAUGUGAUCAAAUGUGGAAAGACUAUGUGAAUGCACCCCAUGAUGAAUCUGAAGCAUAUACCUAUUCUAUGCAUUAUAACCCUGUGAAUGGUUCUUCAGUAUAUACAUGCAGAUUUCUCAAUGCAUGUAAUGCAAUGCGAGAUGCAUCAUCAGCGGACACAAUUAAUGGCCGUAGAAGAUGUGAUACAGAGGAGGUAAAAGUUUGUGAAAUGCUUAAACAUGAAGAUUUUCCUUUGCCCAUACAAUUUACUGUUUGCACACAUAAUACAAAUCCUUAUGAAACCAAAGCUUUGGAAGGAACAGUCUGUUACCCAGAUAUAGAAUGUAACGCUCCCAGUAUCAGAAAGGAUGACACGGUUACUUGCACCUCCAGUAAAGAUGCGUCAGGAAAUGAUGUAUUUGUCUGGUAUUAUGAUAGUAAAGAUGGCUCUAACAGGGAUGAGAAUAUACUUGGUGAUAUAAACUGCACCGCUGGUCCGAAACUACGGAUAGCAAAGCAAUCAGGAACACGUUUAUCCUGCCUGAAUCCUGUAGAGGCCACUGCCCCUGAUGGAGAUGGGAAACUGUUCUAUGUACUUGAUCAGCCCAACUCCUGUGUAUUUCUCUGUGAUGGUAUUUACAUAGCAACCCUGGUGUUUGAGGUCAGGAAUGGUCAAGCAGGUUGGUGGGCUGAAACAGACGGGGGUAAUGCUGAACUGGUGGAAGGAUGUCUUCAAUGCUGGCCUGGCUACUGUUAGUUCAACAAAUACUAGGGUUUCCAAUCGGAAUUCCAACCAACUGUUCUUAAUUUGCGCGGAAUUGUGUGGAAUGGCGCGGAGUAUACAGAUCUCACAAUUGCGCGCACUUGCGUUGGAAACCCAAACACAUACUAAUGGGCUAUUAAUUUAUUUGACUUCUCUGUGUGUUUGUUUGUAUCCAAUAAACGUGCUAACAGCUGAACCGAUCUGGCCUUCACUUCCAAAAAGGAACUACGAUUUUGCCGCAAACUAUUCUCUAAUGGCUUGAACCUUUGAUAUUUCAAACUUAACAUAACAGAAAUUAAAAAUUUACGACAUCUGGUUGCAAAAUGCAAAGCUAUAGAGAUUCAAAAAUCCAAGUUUGAGGCAAAAAUAUUUUCUUAAAUAUUUAAAUAUCCAGUAUCCGCCAUAAUAGAAAUAGAGAAAUCCUCGAAAAUAUUCAUUGUUUUUUAAUACUUUUAAAAUGUACAAAGAAGAAUUUUUUGCAGAUAGAUAAAUA
This is a messenger RNA of Eurytemora carolleeae, 1539 nucleotides long. RefSeq lists its product as uncharacterized. The transcript is spliced from 8 exons. The record is from RefSeq and is a predicted model, not a curated record. Bases 48 to 1040 code for a protein of 330 amino acids. NCBI's taxonomy places the organism in Eukaryota, Metazoa, Arthropoda, Copepoda, Calanoida, Temoridae.